Messenger RNA from Colletotrichum karsti, 990 nucleotides. RefSeq names its product UbiA prenyltransferase. The record is from RefSeq and is a predicted model, not a curated record. Bases 1 to 990 code for a protein of 329 amino acids. Lineage: Eukaryota; Fungi; Ascomycota; Sordariomycetes; Glomerellales; Glomerellaceae. The transcript is spliced from 3 exons.
AUGAUACCACAGACUCUCUUCACAAUCUCCAGCAUCCUCACCAACGGGUUCCGUACCAUCGAUGCCCCGCCCCAGCUCACCGCAACUACCUUGCUCCGCCCGCUCCUCCACGCCGUAUCAUGGCUCUACGCCAGCCUCCUCCUGGAAGACCUUGCUAACCAGCGCCUCCCGGGAUCCGUGGCAGAAGACGCCUUCAACAAGCCCUGGCGCCCCGUGCCGGCCGGCCGGAUAACGCCCGACGAGGCCCGCCGGGCGGCGCUGUAUCUCGUGCCCGCGCUGAUGGUUUUCGGGGGGUGGAGCGGUGUGUUUCGGGAGACGGCGGCCUUCGUCGCCUUUGUCUGGAUGUAUAACGACCUGGACGCCGCCGACACGAGUAUAUAUUGGCGCAACGUGACGAACGGGCUGGGGCUCGCGGCCUUGUCCGCUGGAGCGACGGUCGUUGCGAGCGGGGGGUUGGAGUACUCUCCCCCUGAGAGGGCGGUUGUCUGGAUUUUUGUCACCGGCUUGGUUGUCUCGAACGUCAUGGGCGAUAACGUUCGCCAUGACUACACAAAGAAGAAAGUGACGGGAAGAUUUGCCAUGGUGGAAGUUGCGGCCAUCUUUUGCGCCUUGAUAAGCUCACUCGUCAUGGGCAGCUACAAGGUGAAGGGCCGAGCAUUUGAUCUUUUCAAAGAAUCAUCUUCCGAGUCUUCACCGGGAACUCAUAUUCAGGGAGCCACCGGAGAGGGAUUUUGGGAACCCUCGCCAAUGAUACUCUUCAUGGCAAUGAUUGUGUACGGGGUUGCGACGUCAACUCUGUACCAAAUCAAUCGCGAGGACAAAUAUCAGGACGUGGCACUUGCCGUAGGAGUCACUACUGGUGUGAUCUACGAAGAGCUAUCUGGGGACAGCAUCCUUGCGACCUUGCUCCAUAUAUUUCCUUGGAGCAUCUUGCUCACGCUCUCGGUCAGUCGCAUCGGCCAUCGAUUCUGUCGCUGCAAAUUGGGUUAG